AUGGAUGGUGAAUUGUAUUAUGCUGCAAUUGAUGGAUUAAGCGACCACAAUCUGUUUGGUGAUGUGGACAACAUCAGAUCCCGCGGCCAAAACAACACUAUUCUUCAUAUAGCCGCUAAAUCUGGGAAGCUAAGGCGACUUGAAGAAGAUGAUUAUCUUCUGCGUUUUCUUUAUGAGCAAAACAAUGAAGGAAACACUCCACUUCACAUUGCAGCAAAACUAGGGCAUCUGGACACUGUAAGAAUUCUAGUGGAAAUGGCAAAAAAGACAGAUGUUGAGCAAAGCAAGAGUCUAUUGACAUUGAAGAAUAAUAAGAAAGAUAUAGCGCUCCAUGAAGCUAUUCGCUAUAAUCACUUGGAGGUUGUCAAGUUACUAAUUAAAGAAGACCCUGAUUUGGCAUCCAUAGUAAAUGGCGAAGGAGACUCUCCUCUUUUCAUGGCGGUGGAUAGACGCUUUGACCUAGUGGCCCUGCAUAUCCAAAACAAUGCUCCAAAGUGCUCUCGCCAAGGAAGGAAUGGCAUGAACGUCUCGCACGUAUACACCAUUCGCUCCAAAAGACAUGAUGGGUUUCAGGCUCUGGAAAAACAACAAGCUUCAGAACUAGAACAAGCUGAUGAUUUUGGAUGGACUUCUCUUCACUAUGCCGCACAUAUUGGCAAUGCGGUACUUGUUGAACAAUUUUUGCAGAAAGAGAGUAAGAGCCUUCCUUUCUCAAAGAACAAAGAAGGUAUGUCUGCCCUUCACAUUGCAGCAAAGAAAGGACAUGAUGCUGUCAUUAGAGUGCUGAUGAAAAGCUGUCCAGAAGUUUGUGAGUUGUUGGAUAACAAUGGUCGGACAGCUCUUCAUAUUGCGGUGGAAAGUAGAAAGGUAAUGGCGGUGAAAUUUCUCCUAGAUCAGGCCAUGGCAUUUCAGGAUCUUAUAGAUCUCCAAGAUAACAAAGGAAAUACAGCUUUGCAUGUAGCCGCUACUGUAGGAGAUUUCCAUAUUUUAAGAAUUCUUACAAAUGACUCAAGAAUUGACAAAGGAGCUACAAACAAGGACAAAAUGACAUUUGUUGACAUAAUCCUAUCAAGCAAGGAACUACAGGAUACUGAAAUUUUGAAGAUCAUGGUGGGUUUGGAGAUAGAAAUUGUUUUACCACCAGUGGAUACAAGAAAAACAAAUAAAGCAGAGAGUAAGGAAAAUAAAAAAGAUGAAAUACAAAUUGAAGAAGACGAAGCCGGCUGUAAACAGCAAAUUAAUGAAGCAGAGAGUAAGGAAAAGAAAGAAGUUGAAAUACAAGUUGAAGAAAACAAAGAAGCCGGCCGGAACCAGCCUGAAAAGAUGGUAAUGGUAUCAUCAGACAAGAAGGAGCUGUCUAAAAAUGAAGGAGGAUUUGAAAAUAUGAUGAACGAUUUCACCAACCUCAAUAUACUGGUAGCAACAAUCAUAGCCACCGCCACUUUUGCGGCCGCUUUUGCAAUGCCCGGUGGUUACAACAACCAAGGGCUACCAGUUCUCCACAGAACUAAAGAAUUCAAACGGUUUCUGUUUUAUGAUCAAUUGGCUCUUUCUCUAUCUACUGCGUCCUUGUUGCUCCACUUUUUUCUCACGCUAUUAGGAAAAAUAUUCACAGCCACUUUAUUCCCAGUUGCUUUGACAGGAUAUCUUACAGGAUUCGCACUUUUUGCCAUGGUUUUUGCCUUUGACCAAGGCAUAAAGACAGUCAUCCCUAGAACAGAGAACCACGAGUACCUCAAGGAUGUAGAUAUAAUUACGACUCUCAUCAUGUUUAUUGGCUUCUACGUCUUUGUUUUUUCUUCUUCUCUAUUAUUGGGCAACUUAUACGCAACAGCUAGAAGAUUUGCGCCUCCCAAGAUCGUCAGAAGUCGUUUUGGACUCUGGAGUUGAAACAUUAUAUUUAAAUUCAAAUUGCAUGUCAAUGAUGGAACUCCCUAUGUAAUGUAUUAGCCGUGCUGGAUAUUGUUAAGUACUUCCAAUGAACUCCACUAUUAGUUUUA
Molecule: messenger RNA, 2000 nt
Organism: Ziziphus jujuba (common jujube)
Lineage: Eukaryota; Viridiplantae; Streptophyta; Magnoliopsida; Rosales; Rhamnaceae
Product: ankyrin repeat-containing protein NPR4-like
Exons: 3
Coding region: 1-1890 (629 amino acids)
Cellular component (GO): plasma membrane
Molecular function (GO): protein phosphatase 1 binding; protein phosphatase regulator activity
Source: RefSeq, a predicted model, not a curated record